This is a messenger RNA of Indicator indicator, 603 nucleotides long. RefSeq names its product lysozyme g-like. Lineage: Eukaryota; Metazoa; Chordata; Aves; Piciformes; Indicatoridae. Gene Ontology annotation, biological process: defense response to Gram-positive bacterium; peptidoglycan catabolic process. The coding region runs from base 1 to 603 and encodes 200 amino acids. Gene Ontology annotation, molecular function: lysozyme activity. Gene Ontology annotation, cellular component: extracellular region. The record is from RefSeq and is a predicted model, not a curated record. The transcript has 5 exons.
AUGGGACAAGUAAGACAAACUGCAAAGAACACUGGCAAAAGCUACUGUUGGCAACGUUAUGGGAAUAUACUGAAUAUUGACACAACUGGAGCUUCAGCAGCAACUGCAAGACCAGAAGGUCUGAGCUAUGCAGGAGUUCAUGCCUCAGAGAAGAUUGCAGAAAGAGAUUUGAAGAACAUGGAGAAAUACCAUGCCAGGAUUACAGAAGUUGGCCAGAAUAAGUGCGUUGAUCCAGCUCUCAUUGCUGGUAUUAUCUCUCGGGAGUCGCAUGCUGGCACAGUGCUGGAUGGUGGCUGGGGUGAUCGCGGAAAUGCAUUUGGCUUAAUGCAGGUUGACAAACGGUACCAUGAGCCUGUUGGAACAUGGGACAGUAAAGAGCACUUAACACAAGGCACAGAGAUUUUGAGCGGGAUGUUAGAGGAAAUGCAGAAGAAAUUCCCAACAUGGACAAAGGAACAGCAGCUCAAAGGUGCAAUUUCAGCCUACAAUGCAGGGCCUAGGAAUGUCCAGAGCUAUGAUGGAAUGGAUGUUGGCACAACGCACAAUGACUACGCCAAUGAUGUGAUUGCAAGAGCCAAGUUUUAUAAGAGAAAUGGAUACUGA